Aureobasidium subglaciale EXF-2481 is the source of this 1250-nucleotide messenger RNA. RefSeq lists its product as uncharacterized. The record is from RefSeq and is a predicted model, not a curated record. Gene Ontology annotation, molecular function: protein dimerization activity. NCBI's taxonomy places the organism in Eukaryota, Fungi, Ascomycota, Dothideomycetes, Dothideales, Saccotheciaceae. The transcript has a single exon. Bases 155 to 964 code for a protein of 269 amino acids.
UAUUCCUGGCAAGCAACUCGGUACCGCAUACUUGUUGAGCUUCCGUUCCCUCCCACUGGAAUUCGGAACUUCAAAGCUCCCUGAUAAGCUCUAGAUGGCCCAAUUUAUAAACCAUCAACAUCGCAACAACUUCCCAGGAGCUCCCCCAAACAAUAUGGAUAUCCCAUAUCAAGCCCUUUUUCAACCCGUCGACGAAACUCAGAACAUGCAAUCACUGUUCGUAGAGCCCCAGCCGCAGCCCCAAUAUUAUGGAUUCCCUCUACCAACUGGAAGUUCUCUGGACUCAGGAUAUGCGGGCGAAGACAUCAACCCUUUCGAAGACAACGUCUUUGGUCCAGACAUCAAGAUGGGUUUUGGGCAACAACUUAACUCAACAACUCCCAAUUUUGGAACAUACGGCUACACUGCCAACGAUCAACUGGCUAGCGGCCCCGAUCUAAACUACAUGCCAGUUGCUUUCAACGCACCAUUCACUCACAACUACAGCUCUCUGAAGCAGAGCAGCAACGUUUCUCAGAGCCCACCGGCCUUGGUCGCGGAUGAUUCAAUUAGUGUGAAGAGUGAAGACGCCUCGUCGGACGCAGCCUCGCCAGAAGCGACGACUUUCCCAGUCGACCAACAGAGCAGGAAAUGUCCGGGCACGCUCAAACGAGCGGCGACAGAUACAUCGCUGGAAAACCAGCCUGCCAGUAUACAGCGCCAGCCCGCCAAAGAAGGUCGUGGACGUACCCGGAAGCGUAUCCCACACACUGCGGUCGAGCGUCGAUAUCGUGAAAAUCUUAAUACACAACUGGAGAACUUGCGAUGUGCAUUGCCGAAGCUACAGGCGGCUCAUCGUCGCCGACCGAGUGACCCUAACGAUCCGAUGAAGCCGAGCAAGUGCGAGAUACUCAUAGGCGCUGUGGAACACAUCAAACGUUUGGAAGAGCAAGUAAAGGAAUUGAAGAAGAAACUGGGCGAAUGAGAAGAGGAGAAGCGCGAUGUCAGUAUGAUAACGAGAGAUGUAAUAGUCUGGGUCUUUGUUGCGUUUGUGCGCACUCGAUUGGGUGGGUCGAGGGAUAUAGAGAGGACAUAUUUCCUUGGUACUGAUGAGGUAUGUAGGCGUUUGAGUCAGGACACGGGAUGUGAUUUAUGGGAGGCUGUACUCUAUUAGACAAAUAGUAAUUAUCACACAUUCUCUGACCGAUUGUGAGCGAUGUGAAGACGACUGUCGGUCUCGAUUGAGAGAAUAAGAUGACAUGAAUAUGGAC